Molecule: messenger RNA, 3702 nt
Organism: Silurus meridionalis
Lineage: Eukaryota; Metazoa; Chordata; Actinopteri; Siluriformes; Siluridae
Gene: fgf16
Product: fibroblast growth factor 16
Exons: 3
Coding region: 613-1233 (206 amino acids)
Biological process (GO): positive regulation of protein phosphorylation; positive regulation of gene expression; fibroblast growth factor receptor signaling pathway
Cellular component (GO): cytoplasm
Molecular function (GO): fibroblast growth factor receptor binding; growth factor activity
Source: RefSeq, a predicted model, not a curated record
AUCAGGAAGCACCUGCUCCCGAGAAGGUGAAGAAAAACUGAUUGAGAAGAAAAAAAAGUAACACAACACUUCUUGUGAAUGCUUUUUUAAUGCUUGAGUGCGUGAAGACCAGCGCAUUGGUGUGGUUCUGUGUGUGCAUGGAGAUCCUCCUCUGAGAGAGUUCGGACAGUAGUGAGAAACUCUGUGCAUGUUCUCUUUGGACGCUUCACCACAGAAGAAGGACACUUGGUCCAGGAGCUGUUACGCAUGAGCGCGUUGACACUCGUGCAUGAACUCACUUCACUUUUUUUUUUUUUGCGUGGUUGCAAAAGUCACAGACAGUGGCAAAGGGGAAGGGGGAAAAAACGUCUAUUAGUCACGCGUAUUCACGUUUAUGUGCGCCACGCAAAUCUGGCGCGCGCAAAAGAGGGGAUGCCGGUCAGGCGUGGCUUGGGUUUUUGAAUAUCCAAUUUGAUAAUGCACGAGGAGCAUGUGUAUAAAAAGGCCGAUUGGAGACGAUAAAACUCGCAUCGGGGAGUUGUGAGGAGCCACGCAGCGUGGAUGAGGCUGAGCUCGUGCGCGGGCAUGUGCUGUCUGACUUGCUGAGACGUGUCACAACUCAACGCGGGCACCAUGGCGGAGGUCGGCGGAUUCCUGGGCACCAUCGACCUGGAUUUACCGAGUUUCACGGCGCUGGGAAACACGCCACUGUCCGACUCGCCGGCCGGGUUGAACGAGCGCCUCGGGCUGAUCGAGGGCAGACUGCGGCGCGGCUCACUCACCGACUUCGAUCAUCUCAAAGGGAUCCUGCGCAGGAGGCAGCUGUACUGCAGGACCGGCUUCCAGCUGGAGAUCUUCCCCAACGGCACAGUGCACGGCACCAGACAGGAUCACAGCAGAUUCGGUAUUCUGGAGUUCAUUAGCCUGGCUGUGGGGCUGGUCAGCAUAAGAGGGGUGGACGCCGGACUUUAUCUCGGAAUGAACGAAAAAGGAGAACUCUAUGGGUCGAAAAAGCUGACAGCUGAGUGUGUCUUCCGUGAGCAGUUUGAGGAGAACUGGUACAACACUUACGCUUCGACGCUGUACAAACACACAGACACGGGGAAGUACUACUACGUGGCCUUGAACAAGGACGGGUCGCCUCGAGAAGGCAGCAGGACUAAAAAGCACCAGAAGUUGACUCACUUCCUGCCCAGGCUGGUGGAGAUCGAGACGAUCGCGCAGGCCUACAGGGAUUUGUUCCAGCACAGGUGACCAAAAGUCCAGCCAGGGCUGCAAGAGCGAGGAGGGGUGAAGGGAAAUCGGAGAGAGAGAGAGACUUAAGUUUUUAUGGAGGACCCUCCUUUCUCUUUCCUCUCACGACUGUUUAGAUUUGCCUUCUGGUCCAAAGCAAGGAGUCCCUCUCCAGCGGUGACUGAGAUAAACAGUACGUGUGUGUUCCUGGAUGGGUCUGUUUCCUCUCCUUAAUGGGUUUUAAACCACAGUGCAGAGAGGACAUUCCUCCAUCUGCCACCAGUGCCAAGAGGCUUCUGAGGGAGAGGUGUUGAAUUCAGGGGCCUCAUGUUGUCAUGCAACCACCUCAUCCUCAGAUAACUCAGCAUUCACUCAAAGAAACCACUCACGAUGGAAAGAACCACUUGUGAGCUAUGCUCCCAUUUUGGUCUUGGCCAUUUCAGUAUGUCUUAAACUUUUUUUUAUGUCUCGCAUCUGCGAAACUUGGAUGCAACAUUAGCACCACUGAACUCAAGCACAGGCGCUAAUCCCACUGCGAGUGUCUCUGUAAACUCACUCUCACCUCCAUAAUGCAGUAGGCGCACACAGUGAGAAUUGCUAAAAGGACCACGGUGAAAGGAAAUGAUUAUGGCACUAUUUACAAGGUGGACAAGGACAGCUUCUUUUAAAGAGUAUACAGUAGCAUCUCAAUACGAGAAACAUGCAAAACAAAAAGGUUUUCUACAAAGUGUAUAUUUAGGGACACUUGGUGAAACAAGUGAGGGGGUACUGCUAAGUAAUAAAACUGGCAAAAACGUACGGAAACAAUCAUCAUCAAGCCAAACCGUAAAAGACUUUUUUUUUUUUUUAAAAGAUAAAGGCCUGUAAGACCACCAAAGAAGAACGAACACCUGUCAGGACAGAGUGGGAAAACACCGUCUCCAGUGUGAAACACAGAUCACUUAGCACUUAGACAAUCUGCUCUACAGUCUCGUUUCAAGGUUCUGGAAAAGUCUUUGCUUGUUGACAGUUGAGAAAAAAUGAAUGCACUCUGUAAUGGGGGGUCAGGGGACAAUUUUUCUAUUGAAAACCAGAGAAAAGCUACGGCAUCACAUGCAGAAAGGUCGCAGUGUGUUGGUCAGCUGACGUGGCGCGACGUGUAACGUAAGGCUGUCAGGAACAUUCUUUAAAAAAAUGUAAGUGACGAGUGUAAAUAUGGAUGAACCUAUUUAUGAGAUGUACAAGAUAUUUAUUUUCUACAUAUUAUUGUAUAAUUCUAAAUCUUUAUAGAAAUAUAUUUAUUUAUUUCAAAAGUCUCUAUUUUGUAAUGAACUUGAAAUGCUAAGAUUUGUAGAUUCUACUGAGAGCAUAUACGAAAUCAGUUCCACAUGAAUGAACGACAAUAAAAUUGUCCUGCUAUUGAUUGUUCAUUGCGAGUGACCAUUUUUGCUUGAGGAUAAAAGGGAAAAAAAAAAAUAUAUAUAUAUCUAUCUCCUGAUUAAAAUGUUCUGUGGAGAAGUAUCCGUAUCGAGUUUUGAUUUGUUCAUUGCAUUGAAUGUUUCUUUCUAAAGGGGGAAAAAAAAAUAUCCAAGGCUCAGGACAGAAACGUCAGAAAGACCGAUGGCUAUUAAUCUAAAAAUGAAAAGCAUGUUAGAGAAAAAAGCUUCGGUGUAGAUCACAGCGCUACACCAGGGAUGAAAGUCCAUCUGACAAAUGCCUACUGCUCCAGAGAAUGUGAAUUCCAGAGCGGAGCUGUAGCCCUGCGUAAUCAAUCUCUAUGGAGACGUGGACGAUGGCUGAUGAUGUAAAGAGACUGUUCUUGGCACUGAAAACUUAUGAGAAAGUUCUCCCAAAACAGCCUGCAGAGGCAUAAAUCAAAAGUGUGCAGCAAGUUAAACAAUAAAAGGUGCGUCGCUGGGUGACAAACCCGCUGAAUAAUAACGCCUGAAGACUUUCCGUUGCAAUGAUUUAUAAUAAAAAAAAAAUUCCCUUUAUUUGUUUGCUCGCACAUGGUGAUCAACAGAGCCGACUCUCGCACUCUGCAAGACGAAGCGGAUUCCUUGAACAAGAUACGGAUAAACUAUGAAAGCAUGAUCAAUGCUAGGACCUUUUUUUUUUUUUUUUUUUGGGUGUUUGUGGGGGGUUGGGGGGAGGUUGCAUUAACGCAUAAUCAAGCAGCGUGAGACCAGCAGUGGCGUUGAAGUACGCAGAUGAGGGGAACAGCUGCCUAGCGGCCAGGAGGAAUGUGCUGCAAAUGUAGCCUGGUGGUAAUCUCUGUAUAAGAAAGAUGGGAUCAACAUUUCAACAUCUGCAAUAGUUGUAAUGUUUCACUUUUAUUUUUUUUGUGAGCUGUGAAUGCAUGCAUCCCCGGGGAGGAGGAGGAGGAGGCGGGGAAGGCAGUUCGAGAGGGCCAAAAGGAAAACCAAAAGACCCUGAGUGGAAGAAAUCCUGGCAGAGAAAAGAAAGGAAUGUACAGAAGAGGUGUUGCAGAUGAAGGAGGGAUGCUACAAA